CAAGUCAAGUAUCCAGUAGAAUCAUCUCAAAAAAAAAAAAAGUACCCCCUGUCAGUCACUGGGUACCAUUUCUUCAAUCGUACACAAGCACCUUUUCCCUCCUUUCAUCAUCAGAUUUAUGAAUCGUUUGAGUCGUCUAGUUAACCCGUUCAGUUCGCUCGACUCAACCUUGUUCAUUACCCCAAUUAAUCGGAAUCUUACCCUUCCCUUCAAUUUGCAAUUUCAAUCCCAAUCUUGCAAACUCUGUCAAUUCCCAAGAAAACUCACUCCAAUUUCCAUUUCUUUGCACCCGGGAAUGGAUUCAAAUUUUCCGGAGAAUCUUUCAAGCAGCGCAAUCGAUGAUUUUGUCACAGUUGAAAAUCCGGAAAAUGAGGAGGAAUCGUCAUCGUCAUUGUCAUCGUCUGCUCUUGCGAAUGAUCCCAGUAAUGUAGUUACCGAUGAGAUGAAUGAAGAUGAUAGUUUUGAUGAUGAAAAUGAGAGAAUUUCGGGUAGGCAAAGUGAAGAAAAAAAUUUUCUUCCUGAAGAUUUAUCAAGAAGUGUUAUGGUUUUGUCUUGCGAUAAUGUUCAUGGCCAUAAUUGUGAUGUUUAUUUAGUUGGAACUGCUCAUGUGUCUCAGGAAUCGUGCAGAGAGGUUCAAGCUGUAAUUAAUUGUUUGAAGCCACAGGUUGUUUUUCUGGAGCUCUGUUCGAGUCGAGUGAAUAUACUUACCCUUAGGGACUUAAAGGUACCAACUAUGAAAGAAAUGAUAGAUAUGUUGAAGAAAAAACAAAAUAUUUUUGGAAUACUAUACGGCUGGUUUCUUGCAAAGGUUGGUGAUACACUUGAAGUUCUCCCUGGUUCUGAGUUUCGAGUAGCAUUUGAAGAAGCAAUGAAGCAUAGCUGCAAGGUCAUACUUGGUGAUCGACCUGUACAAAUUACAUUACAGAGGACAUGGCGCAAAAUGCCGUUUUGGCAUAAGAUAAAAUUAGUGUACUCUCUUCUCUUCCAAGCAAUGUUUCUACCAAGCCCAGAUGACCUAAACAAAAUGCUAAAGGAAAUGAAUGAUGUUGAUAUGUUGACUCUCGUGAUUCAAGAGAUGAGCAAGGAAUUUCCCGUAUUAUUGGAAACACUCGUGCAUGAGCGUGAUCGGUAUAUGUCAUCUACAUUAUUAAGAGUUGCAAGAGAGCAUACUUCAGUGGUUGCUGUUGUUGGGAGAGGACAUCUGCAGGGUAUAAAGAAGAACUGGAUGCAGCCUGUUGAGGCAAAUGAACUUCUGGAAAUUCCUACAAGUCGUCCAGUGUUUUCAGUGGUGAAGGUCCUUACAGCUGUUGGCAUAGCCGUUGCAGGGACAGCUAUACUUUCAGGGAUAUAUAUAGCAUCAAAGAAGCAGUCGUAGUCGCAUUUUUCCUGGUUUAUGAAGCUUAUUCAAACGGGGGUCAAAAAUACAAAACAUCCAAGUUGCUGAAAAUGUGAUGGUCAUGGUGAUGGUGUUUGCUCUUUUGAGUUUUGACAGAAGCUGAUUGUCUACUAAUACUUAGUAGUCAGUAACCAGUAGUGUUUCAAAAGUAAUUGUAUCUUUGUAAUUGUAUCAAUUUCCAACUAGAGUGAAUUAAUGUUGAUCUAUCAAUUUUUGUUUGAUCCCCGUUGUUUUUUUUAAAAAAAUUUAAUAAAUAUUUGAGCUAGUUUCACACAUACAUGUCAAUUAUAGUUGAUUGAAUCUUGGUUUAAAAGCAUCUUUUGCUUCUUUGCUCUUUAUUUUGGUGUGCAAGUUAUAAAUUAAAACUGUCAGG
This is a messenger RNA of Amaranthus tricolor (Joseph's coat), 1769 nucleotides long. RefSeq lists its product as uncharacterized. Bases 119 to 1375 code for a protein of 418 amino acids. The record is from RefSeq and is a predicted model, not a curated record. NCBI's taxonomy places the organism in Eukaryota, Viridiplantae, Streptophyta, Magnoliopsida, Caryophyllales, Amaranthaceae. The transcript has 9 exons.